Molecule: messenger RNA, 1692 nt
Organism: Arachis ipaensis
Lineage: Eukaryota; Viridiplantae; Streptophyta; Magnoliopsida; Fabales; Fabaceae
Biological process (GO): regulation of DNA-templated transcription
Molecular function (GO): DNA binding; DNA-binding transcription factor activity
Source: RefSeq, a predicted model, not a curated record
UAGUACGUAUAGUACUAUUUAAUUGGGGGCUAUGUAACUCCCACGUUUGAUUUUCUCUUAGCUUAACACACCUUAUUUAUAUAAAAACCGUUUCAUUCUUCAAAACAUCUCAAAGGGUCUCCGAGAAACUAAUCAAAAUCAUAAAUUUCUUGGUGGACCUUAUUAGGGUAAAUAUUCAUCACCAAAAAUAGAAAAAAAAAAAGAAGAAAAGUACAACAAAAAAAAAUAAGAACAUAUUAUUUUUACAUGUGCUUAGUAACAACGGUGGCGCAUCAAAGGGGGUCAGGUGAGUUCAUCCGGUUCACGGCGCAGCGUGGCGGUGACGGCGGAGAUGAGGAACACGGCGGCGGCGGUGGUGGAAGAAGAAGCAGAUCAUAUGAACAAGAAGUAGGUACGAAGAAAGAAGAUGAGGUGGAAAGAAUAACAAUGCAAGGUUCAAUGGAAUUGAGUGAGAUCAUGCUUUCGGCUCUGACAAAUAAUGUUGUGUCAUCGGGUUCUUCUUCUUCUCAAUCUCAUCAAAGCGGCACCGACUGGUUUGCUGCUGCUUCUCAGCAUCAUCCUAUGAUGACGUCAGAUUUUGGACACGUGUCGUCUUUGUCUUCUUUUACUUCUUCAUCAUCAUCUUCUGCUUCUGCUUCCUCUUCAUGGGUUGGCCAAAAGAGAGGGCGUGAAGAACAACACCACAUGAUUGGUGCUUCUUCAUCAUCUUCUUCUUCCUCUUCUCAAUCUUAUCAAUAUCAACAUCAACAUCAACAUCAUCAUAAUUUGGUUCAGCAUCCUGUUCCUAGAUUCUUUGGAACCAAUCUUGGUGACUUCAAGGUGCUACCUUCUCAUCAACCAGAAUCAUCUUCAGCAGUGACAGAAGAAGCUUCUUCCAUCACCACGGCGGCCACGGCAGCCACCGUAACCACCAUGACACCGGCAACGCCGUCGAGCGAAGCGGCAUCCUAUGAAGAAACAGGGGAGAGAAGGAGAAGGUACAGAGGAGUUAGGCAAAGGCCAUGGGGAAAAUGGGCAGCGGAGAUUCGAGAUCCACACAAGGCGGCAAGAGUGUGGCUCGGAACAUUCGACACGGCGGAAGCCGCCGCAAGAGCUUACGACGAAGCCGCAUUGAGAUUCAGAGGAAACAGAGCAAAACUCAAUUUUCCAGAGAAUGUAAGAGCAGUGCCACGCCCAAUUCAACCACCUUUCUCUGCCUCCGCCGCCACAACCACCGCCACCACACAUUUCCGCCACCCUCCGCCGCAGAUGUACCAUCCAGAACCACCACCACCACCACCAUUGGUUCAUCAGCAGCAGCCACAGUUUCAGGGAAACAAUGAGAUCAGAGACUAUUUGGAAUAUUCUCUGCUUCUUCAGAGUUCUGGUGAUUUUCAACAACAUCAACAACAACAAAUUAAUCAACCACCUUCGAAUUUGUUACAACAGUUGUACUAUAAUUCACAAUUGGCGGCGCUUCAAUCUUCUUCAUCAUCAUCUUCUUCUUCUUCAGUUGUGCCACCAGCUUCGGUGUUUUCAGCUUCUGCUCAACCUUCCUCUGCUUCACUUCCCCUGUUUCCUAGUCAGCAAAUGGUGUUUUUCCGGCCACCGGGAAACCAACCUCACGGCGGCGGAGACGGUUCCGGCGGGUUAAACUUUCUCCCUUCAACUUGGUCAGAUACCAGUGGCUAUCCACCACCACCUGGUUGAAAA